AUGGCAAAAAUCGAAGUCAACCAAACCACUCUAGCGACGCUCAGAGAUAAAACUGUUCUGAUCACAGGCGGAUCGAACGGCAUAGGACGACAAACGGGGUUACUGUUGCACAGUCACGGCGCAAAUGUCGUUAUUGGAGAUCUUGACGUUGUGAGGGGUGAAAGCCUACUUAGAGAGAUCGGUGAGCAGGGCAUAUUCGAGAAGACUGACGUCACCAAUUGGGAGUCUCUGAGGAAUCUUUUCGAGAGGGCAAAAGACCAAUUCGGCUCAGUCGAUAUCGUCCUAGCCAACGCAGGCAUACCGGAGAGGCCUCCAUAUCUCUUUGACGUGGUUCUUGACGAUAAUGGACUGCUGAAGGAGCCGGACUUCUGCCUCGUUGAUAUUAAUUUGAACGGUGUUCUGAGAAGUAUAGCAACUGCUCAUUUGUGGAUUUGCCAACACCACCGCUCUUGGAUCUCGAAGGUUAUUUGA
Molecule: messenger RNA, 471 nt
Organism: Exophiala aquamarina CBS 119918
Lineage: Eukaryota; Fungi; Ascomycota; Eurotiomycetes; Chaetothyriales; Herpotrichiellaceae
Exons: 4
Coding region: 1-471 (156 amino acids)
Source: RefSeq, a predicted model, not a curated record